GCUCUCCUGCCCGCCCUGGCCCUCGCAGCCAGCGCGUGCGUCCUGUGCGCGCGCCUGGCCUUCGUGCCCGCGCCCGCGCCCGCGCCGCAGCACCAGGCGCUCCUGCGCGCCAGCGCCGCGGCCGCGGCGGCGGCUGCGCCAGUAGCGGCGCUGGCGGAGCCGGACGAGCUCGUUGACUACAAUUUCGCGGGCGAGUUCACGCCUUUUCUGAUCAUCGGGUAUUUCACGCUCACAACCGCGCUGACCGGCUUCUCCUUUGUUUCUUACCUGGUGCUGACGAAGCUGAAGAUCAUCUGA
This is a messenger RNA of Prorocentrum cordatum, 297 nucleotides long. NCBI's taxonomy places the organism in Eukaryota, Dinophyceae, Prorocentrales, Prorocentraceae. The record is from the annotation of a GenBank genome assembly.